Molecule: messenger RNA, 4872 nt
Organism: Closterium sp. Yama58-4
Lineage: Eukaryota; Viridiplantae; Streptophyta; Zygnematophyceae; Desmidiales; Closteriaceae
Source: the annotation of a GenBank genome assembly
AUGACACCAAUUCAGGAAAAGCUUUCAUCACCGCUGCUGCAAGAUCCUCACAGUCCUGCACAGACUCAGUUUCAAAUCCGGUCGCGGUCGCCUCAGCCAUUCGCCUCAGUUUCUCCACGUUCCCCUCAGCCACCCUCCCCUCGUUCUCCUGUAAGCGCUAGCAGGAGCGCUGCUUCUGCCCAACCAGCAUCACCUCAACAUAAUGAGACUCCACCACGUGAACCGCUCUAUCCUCCUGCUUCCCCUGCAGGAAACAGCAGGAGUCCCGCCUCCGCCCACCAUUCUUCCGCUCCCCGAUCGGCCGCAGCAGCAGCUGCUCUGAGUGCACUCGGUGCUGCUACUCUCGCAGGUGCUGCCAUCCCGGCUGCUACAGCCACUCCAGUCGAUGCAUCUGCAGGCAUGCCUCACCACCACCAGCAUGCACAGAACCACGCUCCCUAUUCCCACGGCCCAUCUCCGCAUAGAUAUGGUUCGGAUAGUGUGGCGAGUAGUGCAACUGGAGGGGGGCGUGAGUCGGCUGCUAGUAGCAGGGGCGGUGGCAGCACUGGAGGCGUUUCUGUGGCCAGCAGUGGGCAUGGGUUUGGUGAGCGGAUGAGUGGCGGUGCGGGUGCUGCUGCUGCAGCUGCUGCUGCUGCUGCUGCUGCUGCUGCUUCUGCUGUGGGUUCUAGAGCAGGGGCAGCAUCAAGGGGUUUGAAUGCCCCUCCAUCUGCCACUCCUGCAGCUGCCGCCGCCGCUGCUGCUGCAGCAGCUUCUGUAGCAGAGGUUACCCCCCCGGUCCCAACCCGACUGGAUUUCCAGUCGCCUGUAGGGGAACCAGGAAGCAAGAAGAGAGAAAGUGCGAGAGGUAGAGCUGAGGAGUCUGGUGGAAAGGGAAGCGCCUUGGGAUCUGCUUGGAGAUCUGGUGGGGCGAAUACGAAGCUGCCACCUGGCACUGAUGGGGAUGAUGACGAUGAUGAUGACGUGGCGUCUUUCGACUCGUCUUCGUGUUCGGAUUCUUCCGAAAUGUCUUCUACACUAGUAGCUGGCGGUGACGUCGACUCGCCAGCUGGCACGGGAGAUGGCGACGCUGCCAGCUCAGCACGGGGGCGGCUGAAGUGGCCGUUGCGCCAGCUGGCAUCAGGGCUGACGGUGGAGGAGCUCCAGGCGAGCGCAUAUGAAGUGAUGCUGCUCGCAGCAGCAGAGUCUGGAGCCAUUUCUGCACCAGGGCCCACUACCAGUGCGGCCAACAGCAGCAAGAGCAAGCUGCGCCGGCCCGAGUCCCCAGUAGAACCCAAGUUCAGGCUCAUUUCUGCACCAGCGCCUGGUGCCACCACCGCGGCCGGCAGCGGCAGCAGCAAGAGCAAGCCUCGGCGGCCCGAAUCCCCUGUGGAGCCCAAGUCCAAGUCCCCAGGUGGCUUCAUGUCCCGCUUUGCCAAGAAGGUCGGGGUCAACGUGGGGCAUUUCAAAGCACCCAAACCUGCUGCUGCCGCUGCUGGUGGAGUUGGUGCACUCAAGGCCGCUGCGUCCUCUCUCGCUGCGAAGUUCUCCAAUCUGUCACCAGACCUCCGCAGGGCGUUCUACCACAGACAGGUGAAGCUGCUGCAGGAGCUGCUGCUAGACGCCACAGGCACUGCGAAGCAACAAGUCCCAGGAAAGGGGGGAGCGGGAGGUACGGCAGGAGAGGUAGCAGGCGGGGAUGGUCGUGCUGAGGUGGCAGCCUCUCUGGAUGCCAUGCUGGCACUUGUGAAGGGUCACGAGUUCAUCACCUCCCCGCCAUCCUUCGAGGCCAAGUGGAGCCGGAAGCUCAGCGAGCUGCGCUGGCUGCUUGUGGGGGGUGCUGCGAGGCAAGGGAAGCAGCUACCAGUGCUGCCUGGUGCCUGGAGUCCCACCAGAGCCAGCUUGAACGCGUCUCUGUACCAUCAGCUGCUGUCCGCCUGCUGUGAUCCCUCUGAUUCGGCCUCUUCCAUCGACCUCCUCUUUGAGAUGGAGGAGAGAAUCGAGGCCCUCAGGCCCACGUGGCAGCCUCUGGGAGUGACACCUGUCACGCACAGUGCCCUACAAGCCUGGACCCUCUGCCAAAAGGCUUCGGCAGCCAGCAGCAGUGGCGCGAGUGCAGACGGAUUGGCGGCUCUAGAGUCAGCUUUGGAUUCAUACCUGUGUUGCUGUGACCUGCUGGAGGCGGGCAGGAAGAGGAGCAGCCGCCGGCACACGGCGCCAGGAGCACCACCAAGCAUGGAGCGAGUGGAGGAGGUACUCGAGUUCGUGCACAUGUCCGUCCUCUCCUCCUUCGACCGUGCCUGUCUCGACGCCAUGGCAGCAGCAGCAGCAGCCAAAGCCCAGAAAGACGCACAGGACCAGCACGCUGACAGCAGCCCCCCCUCCUCCUUGCGAGACUCUUCCGCAGACGGACCUGCUUCCGAUUUCAGAGCAGCAGGGGCGAGCGGAGAGGUGGGGUUGCCUCAACUGGCGGAGCUGGCGAGUGUGAUCAUAGAGAGGGAGGCUGGGGGCAUGGCGGGGUUGGGCGAAGGGCGAGCAGGGAAGGGAGGAGGGAGAGGAGUAGGAGGAGGAGGGGAGGGAGGAGCGGCGAAGGGUGGUUGUUGUGCGGUGUUUAGACGGCUGGGGGUGUACGGGACAGCGGCGGUGGCAGCAGCAGCGCUACACCAGCAGCUGGAUUCGCAGUUGGACCCCAUUCCUCUCAGUGGUAUCAGAGCUGCACCCCGACUGCUGCAAGGUGCUUCUCUUCCGACCCCUCUCACCACACUCCACCACUCCCGACGCCUCCCCACUGUGUAUUUCCUAUCCAUCACCCACCAGGAUCCGUUCCUCUCAGUGGUAUCAGAGCUGCACCCCGACUGCUGCAGGGUGUUCUCUGCCGUAGAUGCAUUCGACAGGCGCGUGCAGCAGGUGGUGCAGGGGGAGGUUCGGGCGGAGGAGGAGGCGAAGAAGAGAGCAGCAUCAGCAGGGGAACACGAGGGGCAUGGGGGAUACGGCCAUGCAGCACAGAUUGCAAGCGAGCUGAACGCCUACCAGAUUGACCCUGUGAUGAAGCGUCUGUUUUCAGCCUGGGUCUCAGCACAACAGCAGAAGGUGGAUGUGUGGAUGGAGAGGGGCGUGGAUGCCGAGACGUUCGAGCCAACAUCAGACACACUCAAGCACGGGGCGUCUGCAGUGGAUGCAGUGCGACUGGUGGAAGAGGUGCUAGAUCAGUUCUUCCGCUUGGGUCUCCCACCUCGCCUGCCCAUGCUGCAACAAAUCGUCCACAGUACCGACACCCUCAUGAGCGCCUAUGUUGCCAAGAUUGCUGCUCUCGGCUCCAGGGACGACCUCAAGCUGCCUCCGCCCCCCCUCACGCGCUUCAAAGAAGACUUGGCUCAGCGGCUCGCUGAUAAGGCGGAGAAACGGGCUGAGAGGGAGGAGCGGGUACAGAAGGGGAAGGCGGGGUACUUGGAGGGGCUGUGGCAUGCAAGGAAGGGCGUGGGGGGUGUGGGAGCGGGAGUGGGCGUGGGAGGGAGGGGGGCGGUGAGGGCUGUGGAUGCUGCGAAAGCAGCUGCGAUUGAUGCGCUGACUGUGAAGAAGCUGUGUGUUCGGAUCAACACUCUGGAGUUCGUGACAGCAGAGCUGGACAAAUCUGAAAAGGCUCUCUGUGAGCGCUGGGAUGAGUACGCUCCCCACCUCAAGAUCGAUGACAUGGCAGCCAUGGCCCCGUCUCAGCUUGCCUCCUCUCUCGCCUUCCGCCUAUCCACUGAGGGAGUAGCAGGACUCAAGAGAGGAAGCUUCUAUGAGCAGACCACCACGCUGGCAGCACAGCGCAUGCAGACCCUCUCGGACUACCUUGGCACCAAGGUGGUGUGGUGGGACCUGAGAGAGGCGUUACUGGAGGAGCUGUAUCGUGUGAGCGUGGACUCCUGUCGUAUGAGCAACCUCAUGCUCAAGCUGGACCCAGUGUUGGGGGAGAUUGUGGAGACCGUCUCAGACUCCCUGAGGGACCGUGUCGUCACCUCUCUCCUGCACUCUGUUCUGGAGGGCCUGCUGCGUGUGCUUCUGGAUGGCGGGCCUCUGCGGGUGUUCGCCCAGUCAGACUAUGAUGCCCUGGAGGAUGACCUCCGCAUUCUCAAGGAGUUCUUUGUGGCGAAUGGCAAUGGCUUGCCACAGGAGGUGGUGAACAAGGCAGCAGCGCAGGUGCAGCAAGUGCUCAACUACUACUCCCUCGAUACUGCUGACGUCAUUAUCGUUUACAAGCAAGCAGCGGGAGCCAGUCAAGCGGCAGGUGGUGCGUUCCGAGCGUCGUCCUUUGUGAGCAUGGCCUCCUCAUCGUCCUUCACCGGACGGCUGCAGCUGUCGACCGUCGCGCGGUCGGCUCCUGCUGCUUCGCCCGUGUCCACCGCAGGCUCGCUCCGGCAACAACCUGCUUCCGCUGCUGGAUCGCACGUUCAUUCCGCUCGCUGCUCGCAUGAACCUGAUAAUGCGAAUGCCAGCACUGAACAGCCGAGCAACGUUCCCGGCACCAGCAGCACCAGCAGUCGCCGGCAGCUGUUGUGUGGAGCGUGCGGAUCGGCGGUGGCAGCGGCGGUGGCGGCGGUUUCAGGCGAUGCGAGGGCGGAGAUCCUACCCGCGCCUCCCUCCACCUCCUCCGUCUGCCGCAACUGCCAAGGGGCCGGCGCUGUCGUCUGUGACAUGUGUGGUGGCACUGGCAAGUGGAAGGCACUGAACCGCAAGAGAGCCAAGGACACGUAUGAAUUCACCGAAUGCCCCAACUGCUACGGUCGAGGCAAGCUGGUGUGCCCAGUGUGUCUGGGCACGGGAGUGGGGAACGCCAAAGGGCUGCUGCGGCGGCCCGAGUCAAAGCAGCUUCUGGAUCAGAUGUACCAUGGCCGCCUGCUUCCCCCUUCCUAG